AUGGCAAUUACGAGUGUCAUGCACGUGCUAGCCAUGUCCUUGGUUCUAGUGGCAAUGUCCGCAGCACAAGCUCCUUCCCCUGCACCGACACUUCCUACCAUGCCACCAUUCUUCAACGUUAACAAUCCUCCACCAGCCUCCUCCCCAUUUUCAUCACCCCCAAGUGCCGGGAGCCCAAGCUCAAGCUCAAGCCCAAGCCCAACUCUUCCCACAUCACCACCUUCAUCCUCUGCUCCUCCUCUUGCUUCAUCUCCCUCACCGGGGACACCACAUACUUCACCGCCACCGUCGAUUGGAGAACCACCUUCUCAUAAUCCGGUGGCCUCAAAGCCAAGCAACGCGUUUGUUCAUGGAAGCAGCUUGUUCAUGCUAGCACUGUUUGGGGGUGCUGCAAUGCUUCUUGUUUAA
Molecule: messenger RNA, 408 nt
Organism: Gastrolobium bilobum
Lineage: Eukaryota; Viridiplantae; Streptophyta; Magnoliopsida; Fabales; Fabaceae
Product: 4-O-methyl-glucuronoyl methylesterase 1-like
Exons: 1
Coding region: 1-408 (135 amino acids)
Source: RefSeq, a predicted model, not a curated record